UUCUUCAAUGUUUCUCGAGAUAUUUUUUUUAAAACAGAAUAAUGACUUUUGUUGUUUUAGCUUUUUUGCAAUUGACUAUUGUUCGAUAAUGUGUUCUAUUUGUUUGAAUGGUUCGGUGAUGUUUUUGAUUCCGAUUGUUUUGGGGAUUAGGGUUAGAGUUACGUUGUCAUAAAUGAUUUGAUACAUGCGGAAUGUUUUGGAGGAUUAGAAAUGGAUUGGAUACAAUUAUGUUACAUGUGUCCCGAUUAAUUUUGAUUUUAUUCUAAGUUCAAUUGCCUUCUAAAAUUAAUUCUUCGUUGUGUUAUGUUUUUUUUCCUCUUAGUUUUGUUUUCGUUGUAAAUUUUUGUUGAAAUCGCUGUGAAAAAAGAAUUGUGGUACAAAAGGAACAUUUUGUGUUGUGGUUAGCUGGAUGUAUAUUGAGCUGCGAGAUGGUGCACGUUUUCUAAGAACACAUAUCAAUUGGCGCAUCUUUUAGAGUGUUUUAAGAGGGCGUUUCAAAUAGAAGUAUUUGCUAACAAAUUGACGGUAUGUUAAAGAAUCACGGACUGAUUGUUUCCUCUUAGAUUGGGUUGACAGUGGUUUAUCCGUUUUGCCAUAAAUCCCGGGGUUAUAAGGAUGAUAGUUGCGUGAGCAGCUAAUUGCUGACUGAAUAAACAAAUAAAAAUUUAUACCUUAGCUCAACUUUGGGAGCAAGGAGAAGAAUUGGUGCUUCCAGUUUGUUGCCGAGGGAAGUUUUUAUUGCACCAUUGCAUUCAGGAUGAUAAGUUUGGAUUUCCAUUGCUAAGGCCUUUGAUGUGCUAUCCCUUUCUGAACUAGGCUGCUUAAAGGUGCAAGUGUUACAGGGCUGAAUGGUUUGGCUCUUUGUGAGGGAUCAAAUUGAAACAGAGCUUAAAAACUGUGGACAGGAUAUUCAUGGCUUUUUGUUCGCUCUACGAUGUGGGUAAAGAUCAUUUGCUCUCCAGUUAUCUCUCUGAAAGAUGUCAUCCGCUUCAAAAUCCAAGUCCAAGGAAAAAAGGGUAGGAAAGGAACAGAAAACUCCAUCAAAGUCCUGCAUAGCUGUAAAUGGAGGCAAUGGACUGCCAGCUAGUGCGUAUAACCCAUUGUUAGGAACAUUUCAUACCCUCGAGGCAUCAUCCACAUUAUCAGUUCCAGCACUUAAUGUAAAUGGUCGUUUUCGCAAUAUAGAUGAUUCCGAUGAUCAUAGUGGGAGUACUCAUGGAAGUGGAGGUGAGUAUGAUUCUGCCUCCAAUCAAGAUAGCCGAUCCGUGGAGUCAGAAGAGCACAAUAAAGAGAAAACAUCAAAUGCUCCGAUCAAGCAGGAGGUAAUCCCAGGGGCUGACUACGAGAGGCGAGAAAAAAUACGUCUGAAAAAUGAGAAGAAGCACCAGCGUCAGAAAGAAAGACGAGCCCAAGAAUUGCAUGAACGCUGCUGUGGCUAUCUUAUGUCAAGAAAGCUUGAGGUCCUUGCCCAGCAGGUUGUGGCCAUGGGAUUUACUCACGAAGGAGCAACCAUGGCUCUUAUACUAAAUGAAGGUCGAGUAGAAGCAGCAGUUAAUUGGCUUGUAGAUGAAGAAAAGGGAGGUAAUAAGCAUAAAGUUCAAAAUCUUGACACAGGGAGUAAUUUGAAGAUUGAUAUCUCAGAAGAACUUGCUCGGAUUGCUGAAUUAGAAAAAAAAUAUAUUUGCUCAAAGCUAGAUGUUGAAAAAGCCAUAGUGAUAUGUGAAGGUGAUUUAGAAAAGGCUGAAGAAAAUUUGAGAUCACAAAAGCAGGAUCAACCAGCUCUUUUGCUUAAGCCAGAUGAAACUGGCGAUCCCCCACGUUUUAGUGAUGGUAAGACAUCUGUAGCACCUAGUCAGAGCGAUGUUAGGCUGCUGCAAGCAAAGCCCAAUUUGGCAACUUUGGUACCCCAGAGAAGGGAUGAAAAGGAUUUUAAUUACACUAAAGCUGCAGUUUCUGGAGCGCUGGCCCCCAAACAGUUUCCCAUUGCUGUUCAACCUCUUUCAGGAGCUCAAGCCAAGUUAGAGUGGGCGAGACCUCGGCAAAUUGCUUCAACAGCAGAGAAAAGGUGGCCAGUUGGAGCAGGGUCGAGCCCUUCAGUUUCAUAUUCUUUGGCACCACCUCCACAGGUAUCACCUCCGCCGACCAAGGUAGAUUCAAGAUAUGCUACUCAUGGUAAUGAAUUUAAGAAUCUUCAGUCAGGAUCAUUUAGAGAGCCUGUAGUUAUGAUGCAGCGGCCUCAGUCUGUAAAUGCCAAACCAACCCCUGCAACAAGCAUUAGCUCCUCUGCUCCAGGCACAAGCACUUUGCGAUAUCCUAAUAGUUUGGAAAUUUUGAAGCCAAACGGGUUAUUGCCUCACAUACCUAGCGCUAAAAGUCUCGGUCUAAACAACCUGACUGCAAACCAAUUUUAUCACCCUGCACAAUAUCAACAACAGCAGCAUCAACAUCAACAUCAACAGCAACAUCAACAACAUCAACAUCAGCUGUUUAUGACGCGUAGUAGUCAAGAGGAUAAUCCAGGUUCCAUUCGUAGUAAGUCUUCAUGGUCCAAGAUAGGUGAGAUUCCGACGCUCGCACCUGCAUCCUCGUUAGGGCUUUUUUCUGGGCUGGGUUCAACCUGUACUUCAGGGUCAAAAUCUGCUGUGGAUUGGAAUACUAGUGGCUCAAUGCCAUCAUGCGACUAUAAUAAUAUAGAUUGGAGCUUGGAUAGCAAUUUCCUGUCUACGAAGCAAAAUAGGUUUUGGGUCGGGGCGGCACCCUACUCUAGGAGUAAAGGGGCUCAUCUGUAUGAACCAGGAUCCUCUGCCAUGGGUGUUAAUCUGGCUAUGAGACCGUCAUCUUCUCCAAAUAGUAGUGGUGUAUCAAUAUUUGGGUUACAAGAUAGUGUAUUGGGUAUGACCGAUCCAUCAGGUGCCAAUUCUCAAGAGUGGACAUCUCCUUUUGAGGGGAAUGAUCUCUUUAGCAUGCCUAGACAGUUUGUUUCUUCUCCCACAAAACAGUGGAGAAAUUUUGGAGAAUAAAAGUAAAAAAAAAAAAAAAAAAAACCUAAAAAAAA
Amaranthus tricolor (Joseph's coat) is the source of this 3055-nucleotide messenger RNA. RefSeq lists its product as uncharacterized. Gene Ontology annotation, molecular function: protein binding. NCBI's taxonomy places the organism in Eukaryota, Viridiplantae, Streptophyta, Magnoliopsida, Caryophyllales, Amaranthaceae. The transcript has 2 exons. Bases 978 to 3020 code for a protein of 680 amino acids. The record is from RefSeq and is a predicted model, not a curated record.